This is a messenger RNA of Boleophthalmus pectinirostris (great blue-spotted mudskipper), 3112 nucleotides long. It is a transcript of the gene nup58, whose product is annotated as nucleoporin 58. Gene Ontology annotation, molecular function: structural constituent of nuclear pore. NCBI's taxonomy places the organism in Eukaryota, Metazoa, Chordata, Actinopteri, Gobiiformes, Gobiidae. Gene Ontology annotation, biological process: nucleocytoplasmic transport. The record is from RefSeq and is a predicted model, not a curated record. Bases 350 to 2089 code for a protein of 579 amino acids. Gene Ontology annotation, cellular component: nuclear pore. The transcript is spliced from 13 exons.
UUACCCAAAAUGCGCUUGGGGAAAACCAGGCGGGGAAUAGGAAAAGUAAACCAUGCGAAAGCUAGUGCCUUGACGUCGGAUUGUUUUACACAUUUUACUGAUUUGUGCUGUUUAGAUACAUCGAUUCUAUGAGUAUACAAGUGUAGAUUUGACAUAUUUUAAAAGACUUAGGUCUGAUCUGUUUUAAGAUAACGUUUGCGCGAAAGCGCAGCAAUGGCCCACAUGCGCCGAUCUCUCCAUGCUAACUAGUAACUAGCUUGUUAGCCAAGAUGCCGUUUCUCUUCUAGCGUCCUUACGUUUGGCUUAAAGUUCUUCACUACCAGUUAUUGAAUGUUAAACUAUCUUCGAAAUGUCUGGCUUUAACUUUGGAUCGGCAAAUUUCGGAUCCACGACCACAGGCGGAGGAUUCUCUUUUGGUGCCCCUGUUACCAGUGCACCUGCUGCUGGUACUACCUUUGGGACUGCUUUGGGUACAGCAGCAGCAGCUCCGGCUCCCACAACCAGCACCCCUUCUUUAGGCCUUGGAGGCAGUCUCUUCGGUCAGAAACCUUCUGGAGGAUUGUCUUUUAAUUCACCUGCAACAAGUACCACGGCCACGACAUCUAUUGGUACUGGAUUUAGCCUUGCCUUCAACAAGCCGACUGCCUCAGCGACUCCUUUCUCUCUCAGCACCCCUGCCACCACUUCUACAGCAGCCCCAGCAGGAGCAGGUUUGUCCUUUGGCUCCAUACUGACCUCCACUGCUCCACAACAGCCUGCCACAGGCUUCAGCUUUGGCACAACUACCGCCACUGCAGCUGCAACUGUCCCGUCACUUGGGGGCAGUUUAUUUUCAAAUCCAGCCUCAACAGGAUUGGGACAAACCACACUCGGAGGGGCAGGACUAACCUUAGGUUCGAUUUUAAGUACCUCCACAACAGCUCCAGCAGCACCUGCUCCAAGUAUAGGUCUUGGUGGGGUUGACUUCAGCACUUCAUCUGAAAAUAAGAAUGACACAUCUUCUGGAGUCAAUGCACAGGACAGCAAAGCUUUAAAAGAUGAGAAUCUUCCCCCACUUAUCUGUCAGGAUGUUGAGAAUUUUCAGAAAUUCGUAAAAGAACAGAAACAAGUUCAGGAGGACAUUAGUCGAAUGUCCUCAAAAGCCAUUACUAAAGUCCAGGAUGAUAUAAAGAGCCUUAAACAGCUCCUGUCAGUCAGCUCCAGUGGUCUUCAACGCCAGGCUUUGGCAAUCGACAAGUUAAAAUUAGAAACUGCACAGGAGUUGAAGAAUGCUGACAUAGCGUUGCGCACACAAAAAACUCCACCUGGACUUCAACAUGAAAACACUGCUCCAUCUGAUUAUUUCCAUAGCCUUGUUGAACAGUUUGAGGUACAGUUGCAGCAGUAUCGACAACAAAUUGAAGAGUUGGAAAAUCAUUUGACAACACAAGGCAGUGGUUCUCACAUUACACCCCAGGACUUAACCCUGGCUAUGCAAAAAUUAUAUCAGACUUUUGUUGCACAGGCUGCCCAACUCCAAAGUGUCCAUGAAAAUGUGAAGGUCUUAAAGCAUCAGUAUCUUUCCUACCGACGGGCUUUCCUGGAAGACUCGACUGACGUUUUUGAGUCCAAACGUGCAUCCAACAGGAAGUGGCAAAACACUCCACGAGUGACAACAGGCCCUACCCCUUUCUCCAGUGUCCCCAACGCCGCAGCGGUCGCCAUGGCUGCCACACUGACCCAGCAACAGCAGCCAACUCCAGGAACCCAGGCCACGUUGGGGGCAGGGUUUGGAAACCCGUUUGCCUCAGCAGUGGGCACUAGCUUGGGCUCCUCCACCCUGGGAGGUUUUGGUGGUGGGCCAGGAUUUGGUGGGGUGGGGUCUGGGGGCUCUUCUUUUUCCUUCUCGGCCAGUAAACCCACAGGAGGCAGUCUGAGUGCAGGUUUUGGCAGCAGCAGCACAGGCUUUAACUUCAGUAAUCCUGGUCUCAAUCCCUCCGCGGGCCUGACAUUUGGUGUGUCCAACCAACCUACCACUGCCUUUGGCACAGGCGGCCCUAUGCUCCAGCUCAAGAAACCUCCUCCUGGAAAUAAAAGGGGCAAGAGAUAGAAACCACAAAUUUAAUCCUUUGAGUAACCAGCUACGCCUUGGAUUAUUGUGGAUAAAGCUUGGCUUGCCAAAGCAUUUAAUACCUUUAUAACAUGGCAAAUGUUUUAAAGACAUCAUGCCAUCUCAUUGGAAGUGUUUGACAUAUAGACAUUAUAGAAAUUGUCGUUCAAUAAUAUUCAGUCCACAAAAAAACAAAUUUCAUACUAAUGUGCUACCCCUUCAUAUUUGUCAUUUCUUAAAAAAUCUAUUCAAUUAACUGGAAGUAAUAUUUUUGAUAUUUUUGACUGUUUGCAUAAUAAAAUGCCAUUUGGUCCAAGCAUUAGAUACUUGAUUACAUUACGUAACUGAUAUGGUAAAAAUGCUAUACUCGUGUGAAGUGGGAAGUGCAAUAGUGCAGAUUAUUCUAUUUUGUAACAAUUCCCCAAAGUGUACUUGAAUCCUAAACUUGUUUAGUCCAGGGAAAGGUUCUGUUCAAGGGAAAUAACACUGAUGAAAUCGUCUAUGUGGCUCUGAGGAGCAUUUCUCACCCCAGGUUUUCUUUCAAACAUGUUGAUGGUGGUUUUAGGGCAAGGAAACAUUUUUAUUUUUGUUACUAAAGUAGAAGCGACCAGGGGUGGUUAAAAAAACAAAGUAGUCCAAAUAUUCUAUGUAAGUAUGUUCUUCAUAACUGAAUUGUUUAAGAUUUUUUUGUCACUUAAUGUUGUCCAUGUAUACUUGGGUAAAUGUCUCACAGGUCUAACUAGAUGUUCAGUAAAAUCUCAAAGGGAUUUCCUCAAGAUUCAACUUGCUCUGCUCUAAUUUUACAUAUGUCAAAUCAACAUUGCACUUACCAGUGUAUGUAAAUGAGAUUGCUUGUGUGCACUGCACCAAUAGGUCUACGAUGUGUCUGUCUGGUUUCUUUGGCCAUUUGCUGUGGUCAAAGAUCACAUUUUUCUUAAAAUGUAUUUUUCAGUUGUCAUCCUAUUUUGUAACUGCAGCAAACAUGUAUGUGUGUUAAUAAAGUCUGUGGUUUUGCCUCUUAAA